Messenger RNA from Galdieria sulphuraria, 486 nucleotides. Its product is annotated as V-type H+-transporting ATPase subunit g. Gene Ontology annotation, molecular function: proton-transporting ATPase activity, rotational mechanism. The record is from RefSeq and is a predicted model, not a curated record. Gene Ontology annotation, biological process: proton transmembrane transport. NCBI's taxonomy places the organism in Eukaryota, Rhodophyta, Bangiophyceae, Galdieriales, Galdieriaceae. The transcript is spliced from 4 exons. Gene Ontology annotation, cellular component: vacuolar proton-transporting V-type ATPase complex. The coding region runs from base 65 to 403 and encodes 112 amino acids.
CCAAUCACAUUCACGCUUUCCUUUCUUAGAUUCCCAGUCUUAAUCCAAGCAACUCCACAUUGUGAUGACUUCAGGUCCCGAGACUAUUAAACUAUUGUUGAAAGCGGAAGAAGAAGCGUCUUCUGUCGUUGAGCAAGCGAGGAAAGACAGGGAAAGUAGGUUAAAGCAGGCCACACAGGAAGCACAGAAGGAAAUUAACGCAUACAGACAAGAAAAGGAGCGAGAAUAUCAAGAAGAAUUAAACAAGCACUCAGGUCUUUCAGAAGAAAACACGAAACGUCUUCACCGUGAAACGGAACAGUUUCGUGAAAGGAUGAGAAAGAACUUCGAGUCUAAGAAGGAUGAAGUUGUGCAGUUUUUGAAAGAACUUGUGCUUAAAGUGGAGUCCUUUGAAAGCGAAUAGAAACCAACCAAGAGACAUACGUGAAGGUCUGAUUGUAUGCUUCAAGUUGGCUCCUCUACUUCAAUAAAAUGAGAAAGUUUCAG